AUGCAUUUUUCUACUAUGGUUCGGGGAUCUGCGGUCCUGGCUGCGCUGUCUGGCACAGCUGCCGGAAUUGUAACAUCGCCGUUCAAGCGCGAUUUGAGGCUUUCCGCUGAGUUUGGCAUUCAUCCCGAUAUCCUGCUCGGUCAGAAGACUUCGGUGAAGGCCAUCACCAGUGCGCGGGUUGGUUCUGCCGUCAAGGCAGAGUAUGUUUCAAUCCCAAUUGAUCACAGUAAUGCCUCGGUUGGUACUUACCAGAACCGCUAUUGGGUAUCCGACCAGCAUUACAAGGAGGGAGGACCAGUCUUCGUGUAUGAUGUUGGUGAAGCAUCUGCCGAAUCUUCGGCUCAGGCCUAUUUGGUUAAUUCGACGACGUUCUUUAAUCGGCUGGUCGAGGAGUUCAAUGGGAUUGGUAUCGUUUGGGAGCACCGAUACUAUGGGGAUUCCAUGCCCUACGACGUCAGCCUGGACACAAAGCCUGAAGAUUUCCAGUACCUCACCAAUAAACAGGCUCUGGCAGACAUGCCAUUCUUUGCGGCCAACUUCACUCGCGAAAAUUACAGUGAUGUGGACCUGACCCCAAGCGGAACGCCGUGGGUCAUGGUCGGAGGCUCGUACGCUGGCAUGCGAUCUGCGUUCACUCGUCAUUUGUAUCCGGAGACCAUUUAUGCUUCCUUCGCCUCAUCCGCGCCCGUCGAAGCACGGAUCGACAUGAGUGUCUAUUUCGACCAGAUUUAUGACGGCAUGGUUGCGAAUGGAUACUUGAACUGCACUAGAGACAUCCAGGCGGCACUGGAGUACAUCGACGAGCAACUAUCAAGGAGCAAAGCGUCAGCAGCAGCCAUCAAAAAGCAAUUCUUCGGCGAAGGCGCAGAGGUAAACAGCAAUGGCGAUUUCACCAAUGCGCUCCAGACAAUUUACUGGUAUUUCCAAUCCUAUGGCUUUGAAGGUGGUUCAGGUGGCCUGGGCGCAUUCUGCAAGCACAUGGAGACCGACCCGAAUACUGGUGCACCAGCGCCCGCACAUGGAUUCGCUGCAACCCGAGGUAAGAAGUAUGCCGCAGAUCGAUAUGCGGCAUGGCCCGUGUUCACGGAGAUGGUUAAUAUGUACUUCGACUCCAACUGCAAGAAGCUUGAUGCCACUCUGCCGGCCUCGUGUGAUUUCUCGGCACCAUCCACCGAUCCAGAGACCAUCAGCUGGACGUGGCAGUAUUGUACCGAAUGGGGAUAUUUCCAGACCGAGAACUACGGACCUCGCUCGCUGCUGUCAAAAUUCCAGACUCUCCAGUAUGCACAAGAGUAUUGCUACCUAGCCUUCCCGGAGGCUGUCAAGAAGGGUCUGUUCCCAAAACGCCCGCAGGUCGAGGCGACCAAUGCAGAGACUGGCGGAUGGACUAUUCGCCCGUCCAACGUUUACUGGGGCGGGGGUCAGUUUGAUCCCUGGCGUACUUUGUCUACCCUCGCGGUUGGUACAAGACUAGCCCCGCAGGGAGUGACUCACACAACUAAUAUCCCCAAAUGCAACGUGGAGAACGAGAAGACACUUUUCGGCUAUAUCAUGCCGAAUGCAGAGCACUGCUUUGAAUGGCGCAUGAGCUUUGCACCUGCUGCGAUUGCCCGGGGAUACUUUUCAGCUGCUUUGAAAGAAUGGCUUGGGUGUUUCGAAGCCAAGCGUUAA
Messenger RNA from Penicillium vulpinum, 1671 nucleotides. Its product is annotated as putative serine peptidase, family S28. Bases 1 to 1671 code for a protein of 556 amino acids. The record is from RefSeq and is a predicted model, not a curated record. Gene Ontology annotation, molecular function: serine-type exopeptidase activity; dipeptidyl-peptidase activity. Gene Ontology annotation, biological process: proteolysis. Lineage: Eukaryota; Fungi; Ascomycota; Eurotiomycetes; Eurotiales; Aspergillaceae. The transcript has 3 exons.